AUGUACUUCACUAUCACUUCUUUGCUUUCAGGCUGUUGGAAUGGAGUGGAAGGGGCUGAAGAGGGCAUUUAUUUAGAAGGAGCAUCACAGAGCGGGACUUUUAAAGCAGGUUCAGGUCCCCAGAAGACCCAGCUCCUUGAGAUGUGUGGCCUGAUCCUAAAAGAUAUUAUGCAUUUGGCUGAGCAUCAGGGAACACAUCUUGGGAAGAAAACAAACACAUGUAAAGAACUGUUCUUCACAGCCAACCUUCAACAGUACAAGGAGCAACAUAUUAGUUCUGUGGAUAGAGCUUUGUUUGCAAAGAGCUGCACUGUCUAUGCAUCAGAGAAGCCCUUUAUCUGUGGGGAGAUUGGGAAGGACUUUUUGGGCAGCCUGCGACAUUUCCAUCAACAGGUCACUCACACUGGGGAGAAGCCAAACAACAGUAAUGAAUGUGAGGGUGCCUUUCACAGUGGAAAAAGUCUUCACAGCUGGGGAGAAUGCAAGAAGGCCUUCAGAUGCACAGACACCCUAACUCAGAACCAGAGACUCCUCACUCGAGAAGGACGUUAUAAAUGCAGUGAAUGUGGAAAAGCCUGUACCCGAAGAUGUAACCUCAUUCAGCACCAGAGAGUUCAUACUGGAGAAAGGCCUUUUGGAUGCAGCGAAUGUGGGAAAUUCUUUACCUACUACUACAAUUUGAUUAUACAUCAGAGAGUUCACACUGGAGAAAGGCCUUAUGAGUGUGGGGAAUGUGGAAAAUCCUUUGGCCGUAGCUCCAGCCUCAAGAACCACAGGAAAGUUCACAUUGGAGAAAGGCAUGUUAAAUGCAGAGAAUGUGGGAGAUCCUUUAGCUGCAGAUCUAACCUUGCUAGACACCUGAGAGUUCACACUGGAGAAAGGCCUUAUAAGUGUAGGGAAUGUGGAAAGUCCUUUAGCCAAAGCUCAGUCCUCAUUCGACACCAGAGAGUUCACACUGGAAAAAAGCCUUAUGGACAUAUUGAAUGUGGCAAAUCCUUUAGCUAUAAAUCUGACCUCAUUCAACACCAAAGACUUCACACUGGAGAAAGAUCUUAGAUGUACAGGGAAUGUGCAAUUUCUUUUAGUGUUACACUGGAGGAGAGAACUUCUGAGGGAGCCAUUUACCUGAAUUAAAACCCAUAUAUCAGAAUAUCCUCAGUGGAAAAGUUCUUAAAUUCUGGGUAUAGGAAUCUAUAAGGAAGUGUUUUACACUUUCUGACCUGCCCCAGGGCCCAUGCUAGAUACAUGUCACUGCCAGUUUCUAUGGUAGAAUUCAUUUCACCUCUACCACUUGGCAGGUCCACAUAGCGCAUCAGUCACCACUUUACCCAACUCGGGGAAGCUAACCUCUGCACUCCCCACCUGCUGAAGGAAGUCCUUUGUAGUCUUUGCCUUUCCAGGGUUCUUCUCCCUUCUCUUUUAUAAGUUAGGGCAUGGAACUCGCUCAGUUUUUGCCCGCUGUACCUGAUCUGAGUUCUGCUGGUGGCUUUGUCAAGAGGGACUAUGUAUGGACGUGUUAAUUUCCUGUGACACUUGGAUUUUGCAAGAAUAAAGGUACUGUUUAAGCCAUCUUUGACUUUGGGGUUGUAUUUACCGUGUGAGCUUAUUUGAAAACAGUUUGGCUUUGCCAGAAUUAAGGGGGAAAACAGCUGUCAUGCGGGUUCAAAGCUCUGUGUCCCUCAGAGA
Molecule: messenger RNA, 1686 nt
Organism: Pteronotus mesoamericanus
Lineage: Eukaryota; Metazoa; Chordata; Mammalia; Chiroptera; Mormoopidae
Product: zinc finger protein 211-like
Exons: 1
Coding region: 1-1056 (351 amino acids)
Biological process (GO): regulation of transcription by RNA polymerase II
Cellular component (GO): nucleus
Molecular function (GO): RNA polymerase II cis-regulatory region sequence-specific DNA binding; DNA-binding transcription factor activity, RNA polymerase II-specific
Source: RefSeq, a predicted model, not a curated record